Molecule: messenger RNA, 1241 nt
Organism: Mytilinidion resinicola
Lineage: Eukaryota; Fungi; Ascomycota; Dothideomycetes; Mytilinidiales; Mytilinidiaceae
Exons: 2
Coding region: 132-836 (234 amino acids)
Biological process (GO): mitotic sister chromatid segregation
Cellular component (GO): chromosome passenger complex; spindle midzone; chromosome, centromeric region
Source: RefSeq, a predicted model, not a curated record
CGCUUCACACCCCGCUUGCCGCUGCACUCUGCACCGAAAAACCACUCCAAACCAUUCAAACUCAUCAAGCAUUCACCUUUCACCGAUUCACCACCCCUUACUCUCUCCAUCUUCUCGAUCAAGAAAGCGCGAUGGCCCCAGUCCGCACGAAGAAGCAGCCAAAGGCCCGCGUCCCUUCCAAAACCGUCAAGAUGCGGUCCCCGACCCCGAUGAAGACGCCUGAGAGAAGCCUCAUCAAGCAGAGGAAGACGAACAUCUCAGAAGCACAAAAGCAAGCUUUGAUCGACAACCUGCGGCUGGAGAUCACGGAGCGAGCACGCAAACUUCGCGCUCAAUAUGCCAUCCACGCCCAAGGCCUCCGAUCGCGUCUCGAGAUGCGCGUCAAUCGCAUUCCCCGCGCCUUGCGACAGAUGAACAUUGUCGAUCUCCUGGACCAGAUCCACGCGUCGCAGCAGCAGAAACCUCUCCCUGCGCCUGCUCCGAUCCAGGAGCCCCUCAAGAAGACCACCAGGGCCCCAGGCCCGAAGGCACCAGCCCCCCAGAUCACAGUGCCAGCCCAGAAGGCGCCGGCACCAGCCCCGAAAACACGCGUCAUCGGACGCCCAGCAACCCGAGUCGCCAAAGCAGCCCCCAAACCGGCACCCGCUGCCGCCCCGGUUGCCCCUACGAAGCGCCCCACAGCCGGUCGACCAGCGAAGCGAACAAGCGCCGAGAUGAACAAGGAGAAUGUGGUGCAGGAGAUCAAGGUCGCGAGGAAGAGGGCCAAAGCAGAGCCUCCGGUGCCGGCGGCUGCCCCGGCUCCAGGCAGGGGAAGGGUGCUUCGCAUGAGGAAGUAGGGUACCAGCGGCAAUGCGAAAUCGGGCAGAGUUCUGGGUUCCUUGGAGGCUUGAGACCUUGACUCCCCUUCGUCUCCUUCGGGGGGCGUUGGGUUGAGUUGGUUUCGCCUCCAAGGAACCUGGUUGACUCUCUGAUUUCGGGUGUCUUGGUCCUGUGUUCCUGUUUUCAUGUAAUUUCUGUGUCGUUAGCGUGGUGUUUGAGUAGGAGGCUUCAAAUCAGGCAUUGGAAAAAGGGUAUGGGUUUUUGCACGGUUUCAGGACUUGGGUUGUUUCACAUGGCGUUUAGGUGUUUGAAUUGGGGUCUAAUGAUCAUGGUACUAGAGAUACCCGCGAAUACAACUGUCUACUGUCAUUUGUGUGCAGCUGUCUGAGGUGCUUCAAUGCAUUCGUGAAAAUGAGGACAGG